Molecule: messenger RNA, 5406 nt
Organism: Seriola aureovittata
Lineage: Eukaryota; Metazoa; Chordata; Actinopteri; Carangiformes; Carangidae
Gene: pigq
Product: phosphatidylinositol glycan anchor biosynthesis, class Q
Exons: 14
Coding region: 143-1960 (605 amino acids)
Biological process (GO): GPI anchor biosynthetic process
Cellular component (GO): endoplasmic reticulum; membrane
Source: RefSeq, a predicted model, not a curated record
GGACUGUCAACAAAGAAUAUGGCGGCGGUUUAUACAUAGCUGAUCUGUACUCGACGCUACUGAUGGAAGGUGAAAACUUGCGUCGGUGAUAAGGAAGGUCAUCAGAGCUGCUGGAGGCUGAACACUGAGCAGCAGUGAAAUCAUGGUGCUGAAGAUCUUCUUUCCACAGUGCUGUAACCGGGCGGACAGCGGGCUGCUGGUGGGCCGCUGGAUUGCCGGUCAUGACUCGGCCGUGGUGCUGGCGGUCAUCCACUACCCGUUCAUCCCCGGGCAGGUCAAACAGUACGUCCAGCAGAUGCAGGCUCAGAGUGGGGUGGAGCUGUCGGUGCUGGGUUCCUGGAGUUUACCCAAAGACGGUCAGGAGGGCAUGGAGAGUUUCCUCAGAGACCUCAGCACCAUCUUCCCCCAGAAGUGCUGGCUCCAGAUCAGCCGCCAGAUGGGCAAGACAGGCUUCACCUGCAACAUCCUCAACCGAGCUCAGAAUGGAGGAGCAGCUCAGCAGAAGGUAACAAAGAAAAAGGAUGAGGAGGAUGUGAAGAGUGAUGGUGAGGCUGGAGGUGAGGAGGAGGACAAGGAGGAGGAGGAGGAGGAGGAGAAGGUGAUCUUUGUCCACUACGAGCAGAGGAAGGUGAUGCUGUCACAGCUUCACCCCAUCGAGAACGGGGUUCCCGACCCCAAAACUGAUCCACCGUCUGAGCUGAGACAGAUGUUCCAGACGGUGGCCCACAGCCAGCCUCUGUUCUUCCUGGACAAAUACGACGACGGGCCACUGAAGUCCACGCACUGGCAGUCAGAGGGUCGAGAGGCCAGCAUCAUCGUGGAGCUGCUCAAACAGGCGUCUGUCCCGCUCUGCCUGCUCCUCAGCUGGCUGCUGUCCUUAUGGACGUGGAUCUGUAAUAUCCGGAUCUUCAGUCUGUACCCGCUCCGCUUCCUGUCCAGUAAACUGUCCACCUGUGUCCAGCUGAGCUACAGAACCCAACACAUGAGGACGCUCAGCUCACCCAAACCUGCUGCCGGACACACACAGUUUAUGAGAAAAGCCAACAUCUUGGUGUCGUUCCUGGUGGACGUGGCUCUCGGCAUGUUGCUCAUCUCGUGGCUCUACAGAGACAACCACAUCACCAUGUUGGCAAACACACUGGUGCCUGCAGCAGAUCAUGUGGCUAAAGAGCUGGAGGAGCUCCUGCAGUGGCUGAUGGGAGCUCCUGCAGGGCUGAAGAUGAAUCGGGCCCUGGACCAGGUUCUGGGCCGCUUCUUCCUCUACCACAUUCACCUGUGGAUCAGCUACAUCCACCUGAUGUCUCCCUUCAUCGAGGGGAUCCUCUGGUACGGAGGCCUGUCAGCCUGCCUGGGCCUGACCUUUGCCCUCUCGCUGCUCUCUGACAUGGUGGCACUGCUCACCUUCCAUAUCUACUGCUUCUAUGUCUACGGAGCCAGGUUGUACUGUAUGAAGAUCUACGGCCUCUCGUCUCUCUGGAGGCUCUUCAGAGGGAAGAAGUGGAAUGUCCUGCGGCAGAGAGUGGACUCCUGCUCCUAUGACCUGGACCAGCUCUUCAUUGGGACGCUGCUGUUCACCAUCCUGCUGUUCCUGCUCCCCACCACAGCUCUCUACUACCUGGUCUUCACUCUGUUGCGGCUGGUGGUGGUGCUUUUCCAGGGCGUCCUCCACCUCAGUGUGGAUUUCAUCAACUCCUUCCCUCUGUUCGCUGUGGGCCUCCGCAUCUGUCGGUCCUACAGACUGGCAGAGGGUGUAAAGUUCAGGGUGCUGUGUGACGAGCCGGGGACGGCCCUUCACCUGCUGAUGGAGCUCAACCCUCUGAAGUGCAGCACAGUGGUUCAGACCUACCGCACUCCCACUUACAGCUGCUACCCAAAAGAUUCGUGGGCGGCAUUGGUCAAGAAACUGUUUGUCGGGGAGCUGAUUUACCCCUGGAGACACAAAACCACCAAGGCAGACUGAGAGACACCAGCCAGAAAUGUGACAGUGAGAGAGAGAGAGGGAGAGAGAGAGAGAGAGAGAGAGAGAGAGAGAGAGAGAAAGAAUAGGAGAGAUGAGGGAACAGAGGAAAGGGAAGAGACUGAAUAAAUAAUGAGAUUGAAACAGACAGAUGGAGCAGGGACAGGAAAUGGGAAGCAAGGGUGAAACUGGUACAAAGACCUCUGAGUCGAGCUGCUUUCAUGUAUGAUGGGAAGAACGUCAGAGAGAGUGAUGCUGCCAAGUCACCACUCUUGUAGUUUUCUGAGCUCAACAGUGUCAGCCACAAACUUAAAACACAGCAAGUAGUCAUGUGCUGCUGUGAUCGUAAAGUGACUUUCAGUAAAUGGUCAAAACCCUUUAUUUUUUAUAAAAACAUUCCCUUUAAGUGACGUCAGCUAUUUUCUUUUUAUUCACAUGUGAGAAAUUAGACUCCAUCAUUAGAUGCAAGCAGCUGUAAGAUGAAGUGAACAGUGCUUUUCUGACUGUAGUACAAAACACCAAGGGACCAAAACAACUACUUAAUAUGUCUUAAGUGUGGGGAAAAAAAACAGGUGAUUAAUAAUAAAAAAGAGUUCAACUUCAAAUGUGCAGAUAAGAUGUGAAAUGUGAGUUUACAUUUUGAAAUUAUUGUAAAGGAAUAUCGUCCUAGCUUUAUCCCCUUAAUGUCAGUGAAAACUCAACCAGCAAACACACAGCUUGUAGUCUGUGUAUUGUCGUUAGCACUCUGGAUGUUUGUGCUCAAAACUCCGUAUAUUUGGUAAGUGUAUCGUGUUCCCCAGAGGAUAAUCCCUGCUGCAUUUGCCGACCCUCUGAUCUUUUAUUUAGUGCCACCAUUAGGUUAAAAAUAUUCUGGGUGGUGUGUCACUGUCGGUUUGUGUGAUGCUGCUGUCAUUCUACUGGUUUAUGGCAUUUAUAAACUAUGCGUCAUGUGCCCUUGCUGAUUCUGAUAUGCAGAUGCUGUGUGUGACUACAACAUGCUUCAUCACUCCUGUUUCCCUGGCAGAUGCUGCUGUAUCACUCUUGAUUCACUGUUGAUUCUAAGUGGUAUGCCACUUGCACGUUGCUGCUUCAUCCGACACACGACACAGGAAACCGUUCUUUUGUGGCACUAAUCGAAACUGUUCCCCACUGUCUCAUGACGAUUGUUACUGCCACUCUGAUGUCAAAUCAUGUAUGAGUAACACACAGUAGAGACAUAUCACAGCAAUCAGUGGUAUACGGAUAUGUGCCAUGAGAUAAGCAGUGCUGUGCAAAGGUUUUAAGCACCUAUGGGGAAAAAAAUGCUGUAAGAAAAUAAUUACUAUCAUAUAAAGUGCAGUAAACAAAAGACUAAAUCAGAUCAGGAUUUGCUGUGACCCCCCUUUGCCUUUUUAAACCAUCAGCAGUUCUCCUCAGUAAACCUGCUCAGUUCUUCAGGUACUUGUCAGGUAGGUUGGAGAACAUGCUUCAGUUCUUCUGUCUCAGUGUCUGUUUCUCUUCAUGUGAUCCCAGACUGACUCCAUGAUGAAGAUAGUUCUUUAUGGCUCUGGCUGUGUGUUUGGACUCGUUGUCCUGCUCCAGAAUGAAUCUGGGACCUUAUGGGAUUGUGUGAUGGGAUGAGAUUCUAAACAUAUGAAGUGCUUAAACCUUUUGCACAGUGCUGUAUGUCGGUGGGAAGUGUAAUAUAUGUGACAGUGGAAGAUGAGGGUCUAACUGUUUAUAACUGCCAGAAGCCAGUAAAACAGCAGCUGCAGCAUCACACUGAAAACCACCAGUGACGUACUACAAAGAAUCAAACCCAGAACAACUCAGUGUAAUUCAUGCUUCCCGGAGGAUAAACACUCCCCAAUUUAGACACUCCUUCCUCUAAAACCACAUUUUAUAAUCUAAAACUGUCAUGAAAUAUGCUAAGCACAUUUAUGCUUAUUAAUGGAGCCUUUUCUAUUUUAAAGACCCGAUGACCUUUCCUCUAGCACCACCCAAGCUUAAUAUUUUUAGCUCCACCUAAAUGAUCAGUCUGUUGUUGGUCCCAUCCAACAAAUGAAUAACUUAUAACUUUUUAGAGUGCUUUUAGAAAGCAAGUUGGGUUAAGCAACACUCUGAAACACUUUUUUGCUGAACAGUUGUCACUGUGGCCACAGGUAACAAUAAUGGGAUGAUGCUAAAUGAACGUAAAAGUCAUCAAAUCACUAAGCUCACAGACUAAGUAUAGAGUAUGAAAGUUAAUACAAAGUACUCAGUGUCGUCUGUUAAACAUCUUAAAGUAUCCCAACAUGAGCUACUGGUCAUACCAGACCAAGUACAAGUUUAACAGCAAAACUUCUGUUGAUUUUUACUGCUUAUGUCUGCAACAUUUUAUUUGUAAAAGAAAUAAGGUGUUAUGUCUUCUUCCAAAAGUUACAUAGUCUUGCUUUAAACUUUUAUCAGUCUGACUUAAUUUACUAUAACAGAUUAUGAGAGAGUUUAGAGGGAACGUGAGAUGCUAACUAGCUGCAGCUACACCUGAAACAAGGGUUAGUAGAUGAGACAGUAUUUUCAUAUAUGGAUGAACUGUUCCUUUAAAGCCUGGGCCUGCCAAUAACAUGGCAGAAUCCCCCUUAGAAAUCAGGUAUUUAUGUAUUAACUGCACUGACUGUGUAGAUAGUUUUAAUCCUUCAGAUUUUAUAUGCUUAAGUAUUAGUAUGAGCCUAAUUCAAACAAUAACUGGACAAACUGAUAUUUUUAUUUCUUUUAAAUACAACAUUUUUUAAUCUUUAUAAGUCUAAAUGUAAUGAUUAGUGUUUUAGGUUUAAAUGUUGCCAUAUUUCCUCCAUGUACUGGAACUAUUUUACUCUGGCAGAUGGAUUUGGCCCUUGAGAUUGAGUUACUGAUAUGGAUGAAUGGUCAUGCAGUACCAUUAUGGUGUAAAGCAAAUGAUCUAAUUCUGCUCUCGGCCAGUUUGUCAGCAUCUCUGACAAGUCUUUUUGUUUUUUAUUUAUGUGCCUAAUCAUGUUCUUUUUAUUGAAAUGUUGCCCUUGGAUUAUGUAGAACAAUCGACCUGAACCAGCUCGUCAUCUCGUUUAAAGAAACACUCCAGCAGUUUGAACUUUGUCUUGUUGUCUGUUGGUGAAUCGUGCAUAAAACAGCUUCGGAGCUGGUGGAAGGUUAUUUAGACUAAUUAUGUAACACAUCCUAGACCUAUCUCCAGAUACACAGAGAUGAAACUGAUAUGAAUCUUCUUAUCAGACUCUGGAGUAGAUGUCUUGCUUUUAAUGUGAAUUAUUGCUAUUUAAUUUAACUUAGAUCUUUACACCCUGCCCUUUAGCAUCCUUAACACCAACUUGUCAUUUGUAACAGUUGAAUUGGUAAAUGUGCUUAUUACUUGUUUCUAUUUGUUUCUAUUAAUUUAAUCCUCCAUUCAUCUGUCUUAAUUGUCACAUUGUCAUUAAAUAAAAUUCAUUCAUAUUGAA